Dendrobium catenatum is the source of this 363-nucleotide messenger RNA. RefSeq names its product pentatricopeptide repeat-containing protein DWY1, chloroplastic-like. The transcript has a single exon. The record is from RefSeq and is a predicted model, not a curated record. The coding region runs from base 1 to 363 and encodes 120 amino acids. Gene Ontology annotation, molecular function: zinc ion binding. NCBI's taxonomy places the organism in Eukaryota, Viridiplantae, Streptophyta, Magnoliopsida, Asparagales, Orchidaceae.
AUGGCUGGAGAUGGUUCCCACCGUCGAAAAACAGAGGUUUAUGGGAAGCUUGAGGAGAUGAAGAGGGAGUUGAAGCUGGCAGGGUACAAGCCAAAGAUCAAACAAGUGGUGAUUGAUAUGGAAGAGGAGGAGAAGGAGAGUUCUCUUUAUCAUCAUAGUGAGAAGCUGGCUCUUGCGUUUGGUUUGAUUGGAUGUGAGAGAGGGACGACGCUUAGGAUCAUGAAGAACCUUCGUGUGUGUAAAGAUUGUCAUUUGGUGAUGAAGAUGAUAUCCAAGAUUUAUGGAAGGGAGAUUGUACUUAGAGAUCGGUGUCGGUUUCAUCAUUUUGGAGAUGGUGUUUGUUCUUGUAAUGACUACUGGUGA